This is a messenger RNA of Acaromyces ingoldii, 2085 nucleotides long. RefSeq lists its product as hypothetical. Gene Ontology annotation, molecular function: phosphatidylinositol-4,5-bisphosphate binding. Gene Ontology annotation, cellular component: exocyst. Lineage: Eukaryota; Fungi; Basidiomycota; Exobasidiomycetes; Exobasidiales; Cryptobasidiaceae. The transcript is spliced from 5 exons. The annotation marks the transcript as partial. The record is from RefSeq and is a predicted model, not a curated record. Gene Ontology annotation, biological process: exocytosis.
ACGUCCUCGUCUGCCCUAACGCACCAGCACGACACCGAGCUGGCCCUCGCCGAGCUGGAGCUGCUGGGGCAGAACCAGCGCAAGCUCGGGAGCCUCACGAACCGCAUGACGGCCAUCCUCUCGGGCUUUGAUCGGCGGCUGAUCAAGCUCGAGAGCACCAUGCUGCCCAUCCACCGGAGCACGCAGACGCUGCUCCGAAUCCAGGAAAACGUCGACGAGGUCCUCGACUCGCUCGACAAGACGCUGGGCCACUACGACGUUGUGCAGGACGAGGAGCCACUGAUCAUGCAAGGAGCAUCGGUGCGCGACCCGGGGCCAUACCUCGAGACAAUCGAGCGGGUCCAGCGCGGGCUCGACUACCUGUCCAAGUCGGACCUCAAGUCGCAGCAAAAGGUUAUGACGCGAAUGCACGACCUCAUCGAGACGGGCAGCCGCAAUGUAUGCUCCGUCAUCAAGGACUGGGUCAAUGCCGAAUCGCAGGACAUUCUCGACCCAGCAGACUACCUGCCCAGGGGUAUUGCCCUGCCCGUCCUGUCCGAAGCGACGCUGGAGCACGUCGUGCCGCUCCUGUCCUUUCUCAAGACGCUGCCUACGCAUCCCAAGACGCACCACGCGCCCUUUUCCUCGGCCCUGGCCGCUUACGCCGAGAUUCGAUCGACGUAUGUGGAAAACUGCCUGGCGCCCAGCAACAGGAGAGUCGUUGCCUAUGCGCAGGAGCGUGUGGGUGUCAGUGCCGGAGCGGCAGGGCGUGCGGGCAUGGCAGCCGCCUGGGACGACGACGAGGACGUGGGCUACGCGCGAGGCAACGCCGGCCUGGGCGAGUGGAUCUCAUCGACGCUAGACAUGGCAGAAAACGAGUAUGGAGUCGUGUCAUCGCUCCUCAACUCGCUCGACCCCCCUUCGUCAGUGUCGACGAUCCAGUCGACGUUUGCCAGGCUGCUGCGUGCGCCCCUCCGUGAUUUCCAACAGACGGUCCAGGCGCUACAUCAGGAGGUACGGCGGCACAUGAGCCUCUCGACUUCGCAUACAUUCUUUGCCUUUGACAUUGUUGCUGCGCUCAACAUUGCCGCGCCGAGAUGGGAGAGCAUCGUCGUCAAUGGCUGCGCAGGACACACCGGCGGCGGGAGCGAAGAAAAGGCAACGAAUGCCAAUGCGCUUCCUGAAGCCCUGCAAGCCGUGAGGGGCACGGCGAUGCAGGUCUUUCCCACGUUUAUCCAGAGCGUCAAUGCAAUGCCCCAGCAGCGCGAGGGCGAGGUGCCCAGCACAACGAUCAACGAGAUCACCUACUCCUCGCUCAACUUCAUGCGCCGGUUGUGCGAGUACCACGACGUGGUGGCGCCCCUCCUGACGACGCUGGGCGCAGGCAACUGGAUGAUGGGCCAGGGCGGUGCGCCCGUGCUCUCGCUGGGUCUCGACUCAGAGGAGGAGAACAUCGUGUCGCAGUACCUCUGCGAUGUCCUGGCCACCUGUCUCAAUGCGCUUGAAGCGAGGUCGAGGGCGAUCCGACAGCCGUCGACGGCCAGCAUCUUUCUCAUCAAUAACAUUGGUCACCUGCAGCGCGAGCUUGCCCCCAGUGGACGAGAAGGCUCGCUGGGGUCCGCAAGUCAGCACCACCUGGCCAUGUACCUGGGCAGCAUGGGCCAAGAGCUUCCAGGCGGGGCGAUGCGACAGGCCAACAAGGCCUACCUCGACGCUUGGAGCCCCGUGGCAGGCGCUCUCAUGGAGGACGGUGCCUCGUCUGCACUGGGGCCAGGUGCCGCAUCAUCGAUGCCGAGCAGCCGGAGCGCGAGCUCCAAGAUUACUGCCAUGGGCGGCAACAAUGAGAAGAAUGCCGUCAAGGACCGCUUUGCCAAAUUCUACGACAGCCUCGAUGAUCUCGAGAGACUUCAUCGAGCCUACCCGAUUGCGAGAGAGGACCCGCAGCUAAGAGAGCGGCUCAGAAACGACGUUGUUCGGCUCGUCUGUCCCCUCUAUGCGAGAUUCGUCGCAAAGCACCGCGCCGGCGACUUCAGCAAAAACCCUCAGAAGCACAUCCGCAUGACGGAGCAGGAGGUCGAGGAUCGCAUCUCAAGCCUCUUCAAGUAG